This is a messenger RNA of Enhydra lutris kenyoni (northern sea otter), 1437 nucleotides long. Its product is annotated as protocadherin gamma-B7-like. Gene Ontology annotation, cellular component: plasma membrane. Gene Ontology annotation, molecular function: calcium ion binding. Gene Ontology annotation, biological process: homophilic cell-cell adhesion. The record is from RefSeq and is a predicted model, not a curated record. The annotation marks the transcript as partial. The transcript has a single exon. NCBI's taxonomy places the organism in Eukaryota, Metazoa, Chordata, Mammalia, Carnivora, Mustelidae.
AUGGGUACUAGGGCGAAGCAGAGGAGCCUUACCGGGCAGCGGCAAGUACUCUUUCCCUUCCUGCUGCCUUUGUUCUGUGGGGGGCUCUCUGAGCAGAUCCGUUACUCUAUUCCUGAAGAAAUGACCAGGGGCUCAGUAGUAGGGAAUCUUGCUGAAGACCUGGGGCUGCAUGUACAGGAUUUACUGAACCGUAACCUGAGAGUUAGUGCAGAGAAGCAAUACUUUACAAUAAACACAGAGAAUGGCAACAUACUUGUCAGUGACAGAAUAGAUAGGGAGUCGCUCUGUUCCCAAAGCACCCUGUGUGUGGUGCCCCUAGAGAUCGUGGCAGAGAAUCCUCUAAAUGUUUUUCACAUAACAGUGAGGAUAGAAGAUAUAAAUGAUAAUCCACCGUAUUUCCCCCAAAAUAGCAUUGUUUUACAAAUCAAUGAACUUGCAAUUCUAGGAACUCGGUUUGGUCUGGAAUCCGCUAUAGAUGCAGAUGUAGGACCUAAUUCACUCCAGAGUUACCAACUCAGCUAUAAUGAGUAUUUCUCUCUGAUGGUGAAGGAUAAGACUGAAGGCAGGAAUGCCCCAGAAUUAAUUUUGGAGAAGCCCCUGGACCGGGAACACCAGAGCUCCCAUCUUCUGGUUCUGACCGCACUGGAUGGGGGUGACCCAGUCCGAAGUGGCACCAUUCAAAUCAGGAUUGAGAUCACUGAUGCCAACGAUAAUCCCCCAGUGUUCAGUCAGGAUGUGUACAAAGUUAGCCUUCCAGAGAACUUGCCCUUGGGCACCUCUGUGCUAAAGGUGACAGCCAUUGAUCAGGAUGAGGGCAUCAAUGCAGAGAUCACCUACUCCUUCAAAACACUAAGAGAUAUUGGAAAUAUGUUUAUGCUAGACCAUCAAAAUGGGGAAAUUAAAUCCAAAGGUCCCAUAGACUUCGAAAUCAGUAGUAGCUAUACCAUGAGCAUAGAAGCCAAGGAUGGUGGAGGCAUGGCCACUGAAUGUAAAAUUAUAAUAGAAAUUUUAGAUGAGAAUGACAAUGCCCCAGAGGUUAUUUUCACUUCAGUGUCUAAUUCCAUAACCGAGGACGCAGAACACGGGAUGGUGAUUGCUCUGUUCAAAACACAUGACAAAGAUUCAGGCGAAAAUGGAGAAGUCACAUGCCUCAUAAAAGAAAAAGUUCCUUUCAGAAUUGAAUCUUCUGCCAAUAAUUACUACAAGCUUGUAACAGAUGGGUCUCUGGACCGGGAGAAGACUCCUUCAUACAAUGUCACCAUCACAGCCACAGACAGGGGAAAGCCACCUCUUUCCUCCAGUUCUAGUAUCAUUCUGCACAUCGCAGAUGUCAACGACAAUGCACCAGUUUUUGAACAGGCUUUCUAUUUGGUCCACAUUGCGGAGAACAACCCUCCUGGAGCCUCCAUUGCCCAAGUCAGCGCCUCCGACCCCGAC